AUGUGUUGGAAAAGUAAUAAUUCAUUGAAUGCAUUGAUAGACACUAAUAGAUAUGCAUUAGUGAAGCAUAUCUUUUCAAUUGUCAUCUCAUUGAAUAUAAUUUCAAACUGUUUGGCCACAUCUGAAUCUAGUGAUUUAGAUCGUUGUAACCGAACUGUUGAGACAUUUCAAACGGUGUCUUCUCCAGUGGUCACAGAAGCCAAUCGAGGAAAACCAUUGCACUGUACUUAUCGGAUACGUCCGCGACCUCCGAGAGAUGAUUGGAUUGUAUCGGUUCGGUUCACUCGCUUUAAAGUAGGCGAACCCAGUAAUGAUAGACAAAAAUGCAUCGACGGAUAUGUGCAGAUAGUGGACGGAUAUCGAGAAUCUAAUUAUUCAAAUAAAGAUAAUUCCGGAUACUUUUGUGGAGAGAUCGAUACUCCAAAGAUAUUCAACUCAGAGACACCUUAUGUUAAGGUUAUACUUCAUGUCGACGACUACCAGAGCGAUAGCUUCAUUCAAUUUGAUGUCAAUGUUGAACAACAAAAUGCAGUUUAUAGCCGUUAUGGACCCUUUCAUCAGCUCUAUCCUCAUAGACGUGGUGUUGCUGUCACUGGAACUUACUGUGAAAAGACAUACCCUGACUGCUCUCCCGGUCCCCGAUGUAUCAUACAAUCUCCCGGUUAUCCUGGAAUAUAUGGGCGUAACUUAAAGUGUAGAUACCACCUGAACGCUAGAAAUAGUUUUGUUGGCUUAGAGUUGAGUGGUUUUGAUGUGGACGGCCAGUCGUGUGAUAACCUCUUAAUGUGUUUUCCACGUCCUGUUAGUACCGAUCAAAACGACUGUCUUUACGAUUUUGUACGUAUUUAUGACGGCGACGAUGAAAACAGUCCAAUAAUUGCAACACUUUGUGGAAAGGGACGUAUUAAAUCAAGUAUUAUAUCGUCAACAAGUAAUAUGUUAGUUGAGUUUAUAACAUCACCGGCCGGUCCUUUACAGAGCACUGGUUUUCAUUUUAAAGCCGAUGCUAUUAUUGAUACGGGAAAUUCACAAUCAAUACAGUUAUCAAAUGGCAGUUGUCUGUUAGAAAGGCAGCUAUUUUUGGACAGUAAUGCGGGUAAUAUGUUUGCACCGAUACGGUCGUGGUAUCCGUCAAACACUACAUGUGUUUAUAAGUUGACGACUUUGGAGCCAAAUAUGUUGAUAUCACUGGAAUUCUUGUGGUUUCGCAUCGAAAGAAUCACUUUAUGUGAGGAAAGUGUCCGCAUAUAUGAUGGCAACGAUACUGACGACACAAAACUGAUUACAAGACUCUGUGAUAUGAAUAAACCACAAAGCGGAAACAGUGGCACAAUAUAUGAGAGCUCCGGACCGUCGCUAACCGUUGAGUUUUCAUCACAAAUCGGAUCAUUUGACGGCUCGUCUAUAAACUAUGCAUUUGAGGUCAAACUCAUUCAUAAACCUAACGAUACGGAUGUCAAUGACAUAUACACACAAAAUAUCACGAGUUAUGGCACCAGGAGUUUGGAUGAUCUCAAUACUAACAAUAAUACUGUUAUUGUAUAAACCAAUCAUUAAAACCAUUAAAUCAAUUUUUUUUAAAAAACAAUUUUACUUUUAUUAUAGAAUAUAAUAAAAAUUGUAGUCAAUUGAAAAUAA
Molecule: messenger RNA, 1638 nt
Organism: Oppia nitens
Lineage: Eukaryota; Metazoa; Arthropoda; Arachnida; Sarcoptiformes; Oppiidae
Product: dorsal-ventral patterning tolloid-like protein 1
Exons: 8
Coding region: 1-1545 (514 amino acids)
Cellular component (GO): plasma membrane
Source: RefSeq, a predicted model, not a curated record